Paramecium pentaurelia is the source of this 4177-nucleotide messenger RNA. NCBI's taxonomy places the organism in Eukaryota, Ciliophora, Oligohymenophorea, Peniculida, Parameciidae. The record is from the annotation of a GenBank genome assembly.
AUGAGUGAUCCAUUUGAAUUAGCAUAGGAUGCCUUGGAGGCUUAAGAUUUUAAGAAAGCAAUUGAAAUUUCUACAGAGCAAGCUAUCUUAGACAAAGAUUAUGAGUAUUUUUACAGAAAACUAAUUGGGCAAUCUUUACUUGGCGAUUAUUUAUUAAAGUCAUAAACAUAAAAGGACUUAAAAUUAUCAAAUCAAGCUCACGAAGAAUUAUUAAAAAGUUGGACACUAAAAAAAGAGGGAAAUGAAGAAGCAUUAUUAUACUUGGCUGAUGUUGAAUUCUAAUUAGGUAUGUAUGAACAAGCAAAGGCUCACUAUUUAGAAUUGUCUGUACUUGUGCAGAAAGAAAGUAUAUAAUAGGCUAAUUUAUCUGCAUGCUAUACCGGAUUGGCUGAUUGUGAAAUGAAGAUGAAUAAGUUUGAAGAAGCAAUAAAAUAAUAUUAAAAUGUUAUCGACAGAAAAGAUAAAUAAGAAAAUUAAGAUUAUGGAUAAAUUUAUAGAAAAAGAGCAAGUUGCUUUUAUAAUAUAAGUGAUUACAAGAGGGCGGAAGCAGAUAUCAAAUAAGCUCUUUUAAUAAAUCCAAAAAUGGUUUAACUUUAUGCAUUACAAUCAAGGAUAUUUGAAGCAUAAAACAAAUAUAAGGAAGCAGAAGAAUUUUUGAAUAAAGUUCAUACAGAAUGUUUAAAUGAUCCAGUUAUUCUUGACGCUAAAGGUAAGAUCUAUCUUCAUCAAUUAAAAUAUUCAGAUGCUGAAAAAAUCUUUUCACAAAUUAAAAGUGUAGAAGGAUAGCUUGGAUUGGCUCAAUCAUAUUUGAAAUAAAAGAAAUAUGAUUUAGCUAUUACCUAAUAUUAAGAUAUUAUAAAAGUAAAUCCAUAAAAUUUGGGUGCUCUCAAUAAUUUGGGUAUCUGUUAUUUGGAAAAUUAGAAAUUGGAUGAAGCAAAAUAAAUGUUUGAAAGAGUAAAAGCAUUAAAUCCAAAUGAUAUGAUUGCCAUAAGUAAUUUGGCUGAUAUAGAAUUUAAAUUGGCUUAAUAGAAUAAGGAUGGAAAAUAUGAAGAUCACAUAAAAGAAACAAUUCGUUUAUGUGAAAUUGUUACUAAAUCACCAGAUCCUUUUGAAAGAGCUGUAUCUUUUAAUCGUUUGGGAGCUUGCUAUUAAAUUUAAAAGAAGUACAAAGAAGCUGAAGAAGCAUUUAUCAAGAGUAUAGCUGCUGAACCAAGAUUUGUAUUAGCAUGGGCAAAUAAAGCAUAAGUAGAAUUAUUAUUGGAUAAACCUGGAGAAUCUUUAGCAAGUUUAAAAAAAUCUGAAGAAUUGUUGAAAGAUGAUUUUUCAAAAAGAAACUUGUCUGAUGCUAAUAUUAACUUUAUUUAAUAAGGACUAAAGAAAAUUGUUUCAUUACAAGAGAAUUUUGGAAAAGCUGCUGAUGAAAUUAAAGCUAAAAUGGAUGCAAUGCUCAAAAGACCUAAUGUAUUGGCUGGUCAUAAAAAUAUUACAAAAGAAUAUGAAGAAUUAGAAAAACAAAGAAUUGAAAUGCUUAAGAAAUAAUAUGAAAAAAUAUAAACUAAUUAAGGGAAAUCUGAAGGAGAUGAUAAAGAUUAUGAAGCAUUGCAGUAGUAAAUAGAAUAGCUAAAGAAAAAGAUUGAGAGUUAAUCUAAAGAAAUUGAUGAAAUUGAAAAGAAAUAAAAAGAAUAAGCAAAAAGAACUGCAGCUUUAGAAUAAAGAGUUGAUAAAAUGAGAGAUACUUUAAGAGCUGCAGGUGUUUAUGAAUAAGGAAAAAUUAAAGCUUGGAUGAAUGAGAAUAGAAGUAAAGAAGAAGGUAAAUAUGCAAAAGCAUUUUAUUGGACAUUACUUAAUUAUAUUGAUUCAUAUAGGGCUGCUAGUACAGGAAUAUUAUAGACAAAUGUAGAACAUGCUGAAAUAGAUAACAAAGUAAGCACAGGAGUUACAUUAGCAAAAAAAGCAUUAGAAGUUGGAUCAUCACUUUGUGAGAGUUUACCUUUGGUUGGUAGUAUUUUUAAAGUAAUUGAUGGUGCAAUUGAUUAUUGUUAUUCAGAAUAUAAAUAGAAGAAAUUUGAGGAUAAGGUAAAUUCUAUAAAUAAAAUCAUUAUGGAAAAUCAUACAGCCAACACAUAAGAAGAUUUAAGUUAGGUUAUUACAAAAGCAGCUAUUGAAAUAGCUAAAAAGAAAUCAUCAGCUAAAGUGUUCAUUUAAUUAUAAUUUGAAUUAGAAAAUCCUAAACCACCUGGUAUGAUUGAUAAAAUAACUGGAUUCUUUACUUCUAAAAUUAAUCAAAUUAGAGAAUAUGCUUUAGGUAAAUAAAUUGAACUCUAUGAUUCUGUUGGUGGAGGAGAAGCAUUAAAAGAUGUUAUUCUUUGUUUGGCACAUUUAUAAAAAAAUUUUGCAGAUGUUAUUAAAAAAUCUGAAACAAUUUUAUUAGAUGUUUAGAUUGAAUAAAUUGUAACAGAAAAAAUCUAGACUCUUUUAAAGGAUGUAAAGGAAGUACCGUAAACUUUAGAUCCAAUUAUGGAAGAUGAUUGGGAAGUCCCAGAAUAAACUCCAGAAUAAAUUAAAUACUUAUAAGAGGAAAAGGCUAAAAAAGAAUAAUUAAAAUAGGAGGCUGAAAAGAAAAAGUAAUAAGAAAUUGAUGAAUAAUAAAAGAAAUAAUAAUAAUAAUAAUAACAAGCAGCAUAAUAACCACCACCUUAAUAGCCUCCCUAAUAACCACCUACUUAAUAAUAAGCUUCAUAACCACCUCCUUAAUAAUAAGCUUAAUAGCCUCCGCCUUAAUAAUAAACAAAAUAGCCCCCUCCAUAAUAGACUCCUGCUUAAUAACAACCAUAAUAAAAUAAUUAAAUAUAAUAAGAAGAGGAAGAAAAUGUAUAAGUUUAGUAAUAAAAUAAACCAAUCGAAGUUGGAAAUCAAGAUUAACCAAAAAAAUAAACUGAAGAAGGUAAAUAAUUAUAAUAUAUAUUUAGCUAGAGGUAGUAGUUGCUGUAUAAUUUACUGAUAGAACCACAAUCAUAAAAUUGAUUAAUUAUAUAAAUUAAAUUCAUAAUUAUUAAGCUUAUUACAUAUUUUCAGCAUAUUUAUACUCUAAUAAUUUUAGUAAUGAUUAAAAUAAAUAAAUUAUUAGAGUAGCUGAUUACUAAUAAUUUAAUUAAAAACCAUAAAUAAGAAUAUUAUAUAGAGUUUUUUUUAUAUUGUAAAUGGAUUAAUGGAAUGACAUUCUUCAGGACACAUUUGCAGGCUCAAUUGGAGGUGUUACUUUUGUUUUGAGUGCACAUCCAUUCGAGUAACAAUAAAUAUAUAAUAUUAGCACAAUUAAAGUGAGAAUGUAAAUGUUCUCUGAAAACACAUCUAUUCUUAAAACAGCCUAUAAAAUAUUCAAAUACGAAGGAGUAAUAAUCUAUAUUAUAAAUAAUAUUAGCCUUUUGCUUUCUAUAAAGGAGUUAUUUCACCACUUAUAUUUAGUUUUCCGGUUUCAGUAACUUUAUUUGCAUGUUAUGAAUAAUACAUGAGAUAUUUUUAAGUUGACAGAGAUUCUUAUUAAUUAAUGCAUUGUAUAUUUAAUUUCAUUAAGUAGGGGGUGUUGGUGGAGCUUAUGCUGGAUUUAUUUAAAGUUUUGCUACCAGUCCAUCAGAAUUAUUUAAGAUUGUUUUUCAAAUGUAAAUUUCAGAGUAAGAGCGUAAAUCUGUUUUGAGAUGCAUAUUUGAGUUUGUAAAUAAGGAAGGAAUAGCUGCAGUCUUUAAGGGAAUCAAUUCAACAAUAUUCAGAGACAUCCCUUAAUAUACAACUUUCUUUAUUACAUUUGAAUCUACUAAAUAGUAUUUACAAAGUGAGAAAGGAUAUUUAACUAUAAUCGAUUAAUUUAUAGCUGGUAUAACUGCAGGCUUAGUGUGCAUUUGCUUUUCCUAUCCUUAAGAUAUGGUGAAAACAAAAAUCUAGUAUGAAAUUCUUGAAUCUAAAUAAAAUCGAAAGUAUAAAGGUAUUGAUGGUGGCAUUUCGAUGUGCAUUAAAGAAAUUUAUAAAUCAGCAGGUUUCAAGGGCUUUUGGCAAGGGUUCAAUAGUUGUGCAAUCUAUUAUAUGGUAGCAUGUUCAGCACAAUUAGUUGGGUAUUAAUAUAAACAAUUUAUAGAUACGAGCAAGGUCGAAUGUUUUGGGAUACUUACGUUAAAAAUUGAUA